UUUAAGUUUUUUAUACAGUUUUAUUCAGCACGCACACAUCGAAAGUUCAAAUAGACAACAAUAGAUAUUUUGAUGAGUUUUAGUGGAAAUUUGAUUAAACAAUUUACAUAUUAGAUAUAUUAGUUGUCAAAGAAUAGGUUCAGGUUGAGAUGGCGUUGGAGCGGAUUUGCGGCAUAGAUAAGGCGGACUUUAUGCAGCCCUAUAAUGAUCUGAAUGUCGCCUAUGCACAAGUGGAAGUCAACACGGGCAAGACCGUGUUCGAUAGUGCGUAUUCUGUAAUCGCGCCGCCCUUUGAGGAUCCGAAGAAGAGGAUUAAGAGAUCGCUAAAGAAGAGCAACUUGAACCUGGAGAUGUCGCACGGAACGACCACAUUGGGCUUCAAGUACCAGGGCGGCAUCCUUCUCUGCGCCGAUUCGCGCGGCACAAAUGGCGAAUUUAUUGCCUCGCAGGAAAUGAAGAAAAUCAUUGAGGUGGACAAGGGCAUAUUGGGCACCAUUGCCGGCGGCGCCGCCGAUUGCGUCUACUGGGAUCGGGUGCUCACAAUGGAAUGCCGCCUGUUCGAGCUAACCUAUGGACGUGCGAUGACAGUUAAGUCCGCGGCGCGCAUCAUGUGCAACAUUGCGUACAAAUUCAAGGGAUUGGGCCUCUGCAUUGGCAUGAUGCUCGCCGGCUACGAUUUUGAUGGGCCCCAGCUCAUCUACGUGGACUCCGAUGGUCAGCGCGUCGAGGGCAAUUUGUUUGCGAUUGGCAGCGGUGCACAUUGUGCAUUGGGCAUCUUGGACAGCUUCUACAGAUGGGAUAUGUCCGAUGAGGAGGCCUACAAUCUGGCAUUACGCGGCGUUUACCAUGCCACCUAUCUGGAUGCCUAUACGGGCGGACUCGUUCGCCUCUAUCAUAUGAGACCGCACAAGUGGUCGAUUGUCACCGUCAAGGAUUGCAUGGAGCUGGGCGAAAUAUUUGCCAAGGCACAAAAGGAAAAUCCAAUCGGCGGACCAUCUAGUAUACUAAGGAAGGGCUUUAGAGCGGAUCCAGAACCGGAUGAAAAGGAGGUAGAGUCAAUGGAAAUGGAAAGGGAAAAGAUUAAGCAAAGGGAAAUAGAAAAGGCAAAGAAUAAAGAAAAAAUAUUAUUCAGUUAAGUUUAAUACUCAAGUUUAUUGCGGCCUCGGUUUCGAUUUCAUAUCACAAUCAAACGAAUCAAAAUUUUGAAAAUAUUAUAUAAAAAUAUCUUUUUAUACGAAACAUCACAUUAAGUUGUGCUGAAUUGAUUGAGCUUCCUUAUGACUGCCAGCCCUUAACAAGACUCUGUCUAGAAGACUACCCAACUUCUAGAUCUCUGCAAAUAUAUUUUGCUUUGUUUCCCGAA
Drosophila montana is the source of this 1363-nucleotide messenger RNA. Its product is annotated as proteasome subunit beta type-5-like. Gene Ontology annotation, cellular component: proteasome core complex. Bases 150 to 1136 code for a protein of 328 amino acids. Gene Ontology annotation, molecular function: threonine-type endopeptidase activity. The record is from RefSeq and is a predicted model, not a curated record. The transcript has a single exon. NCBI's taxonomy places the organism in Eukaryota, Metazoa, Arthropoda, Insecta, Diptera, Drosophilidae.